Molecule: messenger RNA, 1728 nt
Organism: Drosophila obscura
Lineage: Eukaryota; Metazoa; Arthropoda; Insecta; Diptera; Drosophilidae
Gene: Rh50
Product: ammonium transporter Rh type B
Exons: 8
Coding region: 158-1507 (449 amino acids)
Biological process (GO): ammonium transmembrane transport; ammonium homeostasis
Cellular component (GO): plasma membrane
Molecular function (GO): ammonium channel activity
Source: RefSeq, a predicted model, not a curated record
CUACGGCGUGGAUUUGAGAGCACAAACUCCGACUGCGACUCCGCUUCGAUUGCUGUCUCAAUCAGGGGGGCAAAGCAACCUCUGCCAGCCAGCGGUUUCUUCUUCAUUUGUUAUUUUUUGCUAGUGGAAUUCCAGCUCCUGUGCUCCUGCCUUCACCAUGCAUUCGCCGGCUUCCAAAGUGUCGGGCUACAUUGUCCUGAUGAUUGUGCAAAUAAUUUUCCUGGUUCUAUUCUGGCUGUUCGUGCGUUACGAGAAGACGGCCCUGCCGCCGGCACUCCGUACUGAAGACGCUGGAUCAGCAAACGAACACGUUUCGAAAUAUCCGCAGUUCCAGGACAUACAGGUGAUGAUCUUCAUUGGCUUUGGCUUCUUGAUGACCUUCCUGCGCAAGUACGGCUACAGUGCCACGGGCUUCACUUUGUUCAUGGCUGCCCUGGUGGUUCAGUGGUCCAUCCUAAUGAAGGGAUUCCUGCACAUGGAGGGCGGCAAGAUCAGCCUCUCGCUGGAGAACAUCAUCGAUGCGGACAUUGCCGCCGCCGUGCCCCUAAUUAGCAUGGGCGCCCUGCUGGGUCGCACCACACCCAUUCAGCUUCUGUGCAUGUCCAUCUUCGAGGUGGCUCUGUUCGCGGCCAACGAGUAUCUGGCCCUCAAUGUCCUCAGCAUCUGCGACUGCGGCGGCUCCAUCACCGUCCACGCCUUUGGCGCCUACUUUGGAUUGGCCGUGGCCCUGAUGCUGCGUCCCGCCAGCGACCAGAACGAGGCGGGCAAGCACGAGGGCGCCAACUACACAUCCGACAUUCUGGCCAUGAUCGGCACCACCUUCCUGUGGGUCUACUGGCCCAGCUUCAACUCAGUUCUGGCCGCGGGCACUGGCGCCGAGCGGGCCAUUUUGAACACGUUUCUGUCAUUAGCCGCGGCAACAGUGACCACCUUCGUUGUGUCCGCACUUGUCAGCCAUGAGAAUAAAUUGGAUAUGGUGCACGUGCAGAACUCGACUCUCGCCGGCGGCGUGGCCGUGGGAACCGUUUGCAACCUGCUGCUCGGCGCACACGGCGCUGUCUUAAUUGGCAUUAUCGCCGGCACGGUUUCGGUGCUCGGCUAUCGCUAUUUAACCCCCUGGCUAACGUCGAAUCUGCGGCUGCAUGACACCUGUGGCGUUCACAAUCUGCAUGGAAUGCCGGCGCUGAUUUCGGCCAUUGCCUCAGCUAUUUAUGCCUCGAUGGUCACCCAGGAUGACUACAAAGCCGAGUUGCAGGACAUUUUUCCAGCCAUGGUUGGCAACAAUGCCACUGCCACCAAAAUUAUGGGCGGUUUGGGCCGGAAUGCCAGUUCCCAGGCGGGCUAUCAAUUGUUUGGCAUUGCCUUGACGCUGCUCAUUGCCAUAGGCGGUGGAAUUUUGACAGGCACCGUUUUGAAGUACACUAAUUUCCGGAACCUGCAGAAGGACGAACAGCACCAGGACGAGCAGUACUGGGAGGUGCCAGCCCUGGAGAACAAAGAGGAAUAGUUAAGUUUUGUGCCUGUCCACCACGCCACCACACCACACGAGUAUCGAAUGUGCCUUGUCUAAUUACCUACGAUUAUAUUUAAAUUUUCCUUAAUUUACUUAAUUUUAUUAUAUGUACAUUUAUUAUGAUAUGCAUCCAGCAUCCACCAAAGCCUGCUUUUGUCCUGCAACUGUUUGUGCCCUACCCUUAGCCCGUCGAAAGUUUGUGUGUUUAAUUUUAA